GUGUCCGCGCAGUCGUCGGCAGGAUAUUUCUUGCGAAGAUCAAAGAACGUACUCUUCAUCCAUCUUGCCGAGGGAACCACGGGCAACUCUGCGCCUUGUCAUGCAGGAAUUUCUAAUUAUUGCCCACCUCGCUCAGACGUACUGCGGGAAUUCAUAAUGACGUCAUCUCAACCGGACCUCUCCACACAUGUCAUUCCCCUGGGGACCCCACUGAGUGCACUGCAGGCCCAAGAGGCCUUUGCCGGGCUUUCUGCAAGGGAGAAACGUUACUGCCACUACUUGGCCCGGGCGGCCUGGGAAGGAGCUCCCAUUUGUCUCCUCCAGACAUCCCCCGAGAGUGUCCCCGUGUUCCUCCUCCUGAGAGAGGUGUUCUCCCGCCAGACCCCCGCCUCGCUCCGGGCAGCCGUCCAGGAAUCGGUCACCGAGGACGAGUUCCGCUCCCUCUUGCUGUACACGGCAGGUGUCUUCACCAACAUGGGCAACUACAAGGGGUUCGGGGACACAAAGAUCAUUCCCGGCAUCCCAAAGGACAAGAUGGAGGUUGUCCUACAGGCCAGCGUUCUGUUUCGAGAGGACUCUGACCUGUUGUCCCGACUGUGGGGGGCCUGUUCUUCACCGAUGUACUCCCUACUCCCGAGAGAAAGACAACUGGGGCUGGGAGAUGAGGGUAUUACCACUUACUAUUCUGGCAACUGCAUGAGAGCCGAUGCUGAAUUGGUGCAAUCCUUUCUGAAAGAAAAGGGCCUCGAGGCAUACAACACCAGAGUUUUCAAGACUGUAGUUGAAGGAGGGAAGGCCGCCAAAUACGAACUGAGAUUUGCAUCGGCAGCAACUGAGAGUGAGUCUCUGGGUCCAGAGGACGACGUGGCCCCGCUGCUCGGAGACCACACCCACAACUCCACCCACAUUGUCGUGACUCGAGGUGACUAUGCUCCGCUGAUGGAAAAGAUUGCCAGGAAUUUGGAACAGGCCAAGCUGUAUGUGGCAAACGAGGAGGAGGCCGCCAUGCUGGAGUCCUACAUACGCAGCUUCAGGAGUGGGUCUCUGGCACAGCACAAACAGGGGUCCCGUCACUGGAUCCGCAACAAGGGACCCAUCGUCGAGACGUAUAUGGGGUUCAUUGAGAGUUACAGAGACCCAUUUGGAGUGAGGGGUGAAUUUGAAGGGUUUGUGGCAGUAGUCAACAAAGCCAUGAGCUCCAAGUUCCAACAACUGGUUCAGUCUGCCGAGAAUCUGCUGACUCAGCUCCCAUGGCCGAGAGAAUUCGAGAAAGAUCAGUUCCUGAGACCAGACUUUACUUCUCUGGAUAUCGUGGCCUUUGCUGGCAGUGGUGUGCCUGCUGGGAUCAACAUACCUAACUAUGACGAGAUUCGUCAGAACGAGGGCUUCAAGAACGUCUCCCUGGGAAACGUCCUGCAGGCUGCCUAUCAGGACAAGCGAGUUUCCUUCCUCUCGCCCGAAGACCAGGAGUUGUUUGUGACUCUGCGUGGACCGGCGUUUGAGGUACAAGUCGGUCUCCACGAACUCCUCGGUCAUGGUUCUGGGAAGCUCUUCAGAAUUGAUGAAACAGGCACCUUCAAUUUCGAUAGUACCUCCGUGAAAAACCCUGUCACCGGUGAAAAGAUCACCUCUUGGUAUCGACCUGGAGAGACGUAUGACACGAGAUUUAGCUCCCUGGCCUCCACCUACGAGGAGUGUAGGGCUGAGUGUGUGGGGCUGUACCUCUGCCUCAAUAGAGAUGUCCUGAAGUAAGAUGUACUGGUCCCUCCUCUCCAUUCUCCCUCCCUCUCCCUCCCUCUCCUCCCUCUCCUCCCUCUCCCUCUUUACUGCUACCAUCCACUGAAGGGCGGUGUCCCUGACCCCUAAGGGUCUGCUUGUCCUGUGAGCUCACCUGUUAGUGAGUGGAGUGGCUUGUCUUCAGCCCCUCCCCAACUAGGUGCUGGCUUUUACAGCCUCCCACACCCUCAGUUUAAGCUUCCUCAAUCCAAGUGUUACUGAGUUGUGAUGCGUUUUGUGAUGUAUUGCAUAGGUGCAUAGUGUGGGUAAGUAUAUGUAGUCCAGUGAUAAUGUGUUUGUUCUGCAUGCAGAGUAUUUGGUCACUUGGGCCCUGGGGCGGAGGACAUAUUGUAUGUCAACUGGCUCAACAUGGUGCGGGCUGGGGUCCUGGGUCUGGAGUUCUACACUCCCCACACCAAGAAAUGGGGCCAGGCCCACAUGCAGGCCCGUCACGUCAUACUUCGUCUGCUACUGGAACGAGGGGGAGGCCUCGUUGGGGUGAAGAAGGUAACAGGGAGCGACGGUCGUCCAGACAUUCUGGUGACGUUGGACCGGAGUCUCAUUGAUACCCGAGGGAAGGCCGUCAUACAGGAAUUCCUCCUGAAACUCCAGGUGUACAGGUCGACGGGAGAUUUCGAUGCCGCCAGCUCCCUCUAUGAGAGGUACUCGGCAGUGAGUGAGGACGGAGGUUGGUUGGAACUGAGGGAAGUGGUGCUGGCUAGGAAACUCCCUCGACGGAUGCUCAUCCAGCCUCUGACUCGAGUUCAAGGCAGUCAGUUAUAACCUCGUGUGACUGUAUGCAUUGAGAUCACGUUAUACUAUGGCUCAGUGCCAGUUUAGAACAAAAAUUGCUUUUUCUGAACCGUUUGUCAUCUUUUCUGUGUGAAGUGAAGUCUAUGGCUGUAGUGUUACGCCUGCUUAGAUCCUUUCUGACUCACUCAGUGACUGCUGCGGGUGUUGAUGUCGAUUGUGCAGAUGGUGGUGUGAGUCUGAAGCAAUACGAGGUGUCCGUGGAGGGACUGGUGCAGCAAUAUGUGGAGUGUUAUGACCACUAUGACUCCCAGCUGGAAAAUCUCUGGCUACAGAGCCAACAUUUCUGGUGACUUGACUGAUGCAUUCCCUACACCUACAACCUUGCAUUGCGCUCGCACUAAGUUGUUUUUGUUUUGCGCAUGCGCAGUUCGGCGGUGGCGCGUACGCGCGCGUAGCUGUUGCACGUUGGAACGCUUCGUGUAACUUGCAGUUAUAAGACGCUUUCGGCGCAGUUCAGCAGCUAAAGCGAAACUGGUGAGAAAUGGGAUCGUCGUUGGAGACUCGAAGGGAGAGGUGGGAGCUAGGGUGUGGUUGGUGGAGGCGAUGCGGGGUCCUCUGUCUGCUGCUUCUUCUGCUGGACCGCUGCCGUUGCUCGGGACCCGCUUCCACCGCCUGCAGGCCGCCCUGCGAGAACGCCAUAUGUCCACCGACUGAGGGUCCCUGCAACUUCGGGACGUACGAACUGUGCAAUGGUUGCUGUACAGCGUGCGCCGCGGGACCCAACGUCACCUGCCUCUCGUACGGUUCCAUCUACCCUCGGUGCGGCGACGGGCUGAGGUGCGCCGGGGAGACCCGUUAUUUCCCUGGAGUGUGCGAGUGGGUACCCGGCGGAACUCCGAGCCCCUCCCCCUCACCACCCCCCGCAUCUCCAUCUCCCGCCACCACACCUGACCCGGUCCCUCCAACUGCUGAACAGCCCACUGAAGACUGCUCGGGGAACGACACGAGUCCCGAGUGUCGACCAGCCUGCACCGUCGACUUCUGCUCCGAGACGGUGACGAGAAAGAAGAGAAUCUGCUCGGCUGCUGGCCUCUCUCCUGUCGUUCCAGGGAGAAACCAGUGCCAGGACACGUCGUGCGGAGCCUGUUUUCUCCUCCGGGAACCAGACUGCUCGGCGUUCAUGUGCCCAGAGCCACCCACAAAGGACUGCCUGAGAGGGUUCUACGGGUGCAUCAGGGAUCACUACUUUGGGUCUUCCAUAGCUUCAAACUUGAUUCCAUUGGAGGACCCUCUAGCAAGAACCACUCCUGGGCGAGUCGUGUGUCUGGUACCGUCUGUUGACCACCACACACCCCGCGGCUCCUCCUCUGAAGACGGCUCUACUUGA
Geodia barretti is the source of this 3916-nucleotide messenger RNA. The record is from the annotation of a GenBank genome assembly. Lineage: Eukaryota; Metazoa; Porifera; Demospongiae; Tetractinellida; Geodiidae.